Messenger RNA from Symbiodinium sp. CCMP2592, 531 nucleotides. The record is from the annotation of a GenBank genome assembly. NCBI's taxonomy places the organism in Eukaryota, Dinophyceae, Suessiales, Symbiodiniaceae.
AUGGGAUUUCUCUGUGUUGGCACUCCGUCCGUGGUGCGGCCGCUGGCUGUUGCACGUCUACGCCCAAUCGUGCCGCCGUUGGCGAAGAAGCCCAGAUUGCGGAGUGUGUGGUGGACAAGGCCCUCGCUUGCGACCAGGUCGAAGCCAGAGCAGGAGAGAGGGGAGACUGAGACGGUGCCCUGGCUCCCAGUGCUGGUAGCUCUCCUUCUGCUGGGAUGGAAAUGGCUCGAUGACAGCACCUACUUCUAUGCGGCCCGAACAACCGCUGCUUCAAGGAAAGAUGCCGAUCAGGUCUACAUCCAGGAAUCGCGAGAUGUGAUAACCAACGUUCCGCGGCGUUUUCUCCGGCUCCAAUCGGAGGGCGCUCCGGACCUUCCCCUGCCCUACCCGGACGCGCCAGAUCGGCCCACCGUUUUCGAGGCGAGCGUGGAUUUCGACAUGUCGCGGAUCCUCGACCCCAUCAUCGACUCGAAGUGGUUCGAUGCUGUCUUGGAUUCCGGGCUUCUGGACUUCAUGCUCCACAAGAAGUGA